Messenger RNA from Penicillium samsonianum, 645 nucleotides. RefSeq lists its product as uncharacterized. NCBI's taxonomy places the organism in Eukaryota, Fungi, Ascomycota, Eurotiomycetes, Eurotiales, Aspergillaceae. The record is from RefSeq and is a predicted model, not a curated record. The transcript has a single exon. Bases 1 to 645 code for a protein of 214 amino acids.
AUGCCAGGGGCUUCCACCAAUGAAUUCCCAGAAACGGAUUCCCACGCCCGUCGAUCAAUUCCCUACCUGCCUGGCUCGCUUCAAUCCGCCGUCCCGACGAAAAGGUCGGGUCCGUCUCAAAUGCUUCCACAGCCUAAAAGACACAUGCGGGACACCGAUACUGACUCUGUCUAUAUCAUCGAUAAGGCUCUAAACUUGCUGCGUGAGGAUCUUGAAUCGAGACAUUCGGCCUCUGCGACAUUUCCACCGGUGCUGACUGAAGCUCAAAUAAGAGCCUCCAUUGCCCAAUAUCAGGAAUCUAUAGAAAAUGCCUCAAAGCAAGGUGUGUGCUCAUCCUGUGGGAGGUUUGUGCCGGUUUCGGAGAUUGUAGAGAUGGAGGACAGCGACCCUUUGCUUGAGCCGCUAGCUGCCCACCUUGACUACUGUGGCAAACAUGACGACGAGUGGGAUAUAUGUUUGACCUACCUCAAGUCUCUAUCCCAAAAUUCUGUGCCGAAAUUUUCUGCUUUGAACCGUGUGAACAUGACAAUGUGUCAAAACUAUCCGUCGGCGCUUGAAGGCCUCACCCCAGUCGAGGAGUGUCUUAUUGCUAGGAGUCAUCCCCUCGGAAUAAUUUUGAAGUUGCGCCCUGGCGGCCACACGUAA